AUGUUGAACCGUGUCGCCCUCAGAUCGGCUAACAGCCUCCCAAAAAGACAAAUCGCCAGAACAGUCCUUUCCACUCGAACUUUCGCUACUACCUCAUCCAUCAUGGCCGAACAGAAAUUCAGACAAGAGAAGGACACUUUUGGUCCUCUGCAGGUACCAGCCGAGAGGUAUUGGGGUGCUCAGACUCAGCGAAGUUUGAUGAACUUUGAUAUUGGUGGACCAACCGAGCGAAUGCCCCCACCAUUGAUCAAAGCUUUCGGUGUACUCAAAAAGGCCGCUGCUCACGUGAACCAGACAUACGGUCUCCCCGCCGACGUAGCUGAGAACAUCUCCAAGGCAGCCGACGAAGUCAUCUCCGGUAAACUCAUCGAUGAAUUCCCUUUGGUCGUCUUCCAAACUGGUUCAGGUACUCAAACCAACAUGAACGUCAAUGAGGUCAUAUCCAACAGGGCUAUCGAGCUGAUGGGUGGUGAAUUGGGAAGCAAAAAACCUGUUCACCCCAAUGAUCACGUCAACAUGUCCCAGUCCUCUAAUGAUACCUUCCCCACCGCCAUGCACGUCGCUGCCGUUGUAGAGAUCAACUCGACCCUUUUGCCCGCUCUUAGAGAACUCCACGAUGCUUUGGAAGAGAAGAAGAAGUCUUUCGACCACAUUAUCAAAAUCGGUAGAACCCACUUGCAAGAUGCUACUCCCUUGACUCUCGGUCAAGAGUUCAGUGGAUACGUCGCUCAAGUUGCCAAAGGUAUCGAGCGAGUAGAAGGUACCAUCAAGAAUUUGAGUCAACUCGCUCAAGGUGGUACUGCCGUCGGAACCGGUCUUAACACCAAAGCUGGAUUCGAUGAGAAAGUAGCUGCUGAGAUCUCCAAGAUCACCGGAUACCAAUUCGUCACUGCCCCUAACAAGUUCGAGGCCCUCGCUGCUCACGAUGCCAUCGUAGAAGCUUCCGGUGCCCUCAACACCGUCGCUGUAUCUCUCAUGAAGAUCGCCAACGAUAUCAGAUACCUCGGUUCAGGUCCUAGAUGUGGUCUUGGUGAAUUGGAAUUACCAGAGAAUGAACCUGGAUCAUCUAUCAUGCCUGGAAAAGUCAACCCAACUCAAUGUGAAGCACUUACGAUGGUAGCUGCUCAAGUUAUGGGUAACAACACUACCAUCUCCGUUGCGGGAUCAUACGGUCAAUUCGAAUUGAACGUCUUCAAACCUGUCCUCAUCAAGAACUUACUUCAAUCGAUCAGAUUGUUAGCUGACGGUUCGAGGUCAUUCACCAAGAACUGUGUGGUGGGUAUCAAAGCUAAUGAGGAGAAGAUCAAGAAGAUCAUGAAUGAAUCUUUGAUGCUUGCUACUUGCUUAAACUCUGUUCUCGGUUAUGAUGAUGUCGCUGCUAUCGCCAAGAACGCGCACAAGAAAGGAAUCACUCUCAAGGAAUCAGCUCUUGAAUCUGGUAAACUUACCUCUGAGCAAUUCGACGCUAAAGUCAGACCUGAACUUAUGUUGGGUCCUGAUGAAGUAUAA
Messenger RNA from Kwoniella botswanensis, 1509 nucleotides. RefSeq names its product fumarate hydratase, mitochondrial. The transcript is spliced from 11 exons. Gene Ontology annotation, biological process: fumarate metabolic process; malate metabolic process; tricarboxylic acid cycle. The coding region runs from base 1 to 1509 and encodes 502 amino acids. The record is from RefSeq and is a predicted model, not a curated record. Gene Ontology annotation, cellular component: tricarboxylic acid cycle heteromeric enzyme complex; mitochondrion. Lineage: Eukaryota; Fungi; Basidiomycota; Tremellomycetes; Tremellales; Cryptococcaceae. Gene Ontology annotation, molecular function: fumarate hydratase activity.